Messenger RNA from Lutra lutra (Eurasian river otter), 4598 nucleotides. It is a transcript of the gene SLC4A1, whose product is annotated as solute carrier family 4 member 1 (Diego blood group). Gene Ontology annotation, biological process: transmembrane transport; monoatomic anion transport; bicarbonate transport. The coding region runs from base 169 to 2943 and encodes 924 amino acids. The transcript has 20 exons. The record is from RefSeq and is a predicted model, not a curated record. NCBI's taxonomy places the organism in Eukaryota, Metazoa, Chordata, Mammalia, Carnivora, Mustelidae. Gene Ontology annotation, cellular component: plasma membrane; basolateral plasma membrane. Gene Ontology annotation, molecular function: solute:inorganic anion antiporter activity; monoatomic anion transmembrane transporter activity; bicarbonate transmembrane transporter activity.
CAGGACUCGGGUGCUGUCAGAGCGGGUGUGAGCUCAGCUGGUGGCAGAGGACACCUGUAGCUGCGGGAGCUUGCCGAGGGACUCCGAGGCUCGUGAGCAGGGACCCGCGGUGUGGGUUAUGCUGGGGGCUUGGAUCGCUGUGGAUAAGCGGACAAGUAAGAUAACGCCAUGGGGGACUGGCAGGAGAAUCAUGAAGAGGGGCUGGAGGACGUUCUAGAACAGGAGGAGUAUGGAGACCCAGAUGUCCCUGUGGUUCAAGUGGAGGAGCCAAUAGCUGACCACGCUGAGCCAACAGCCACAGACUACGAAACGGCCACAGACCCAGACGCCACAUCGCACGCAGGCACCCACGAGGCGUACGUGGAGCUUCAGGAACUGGUGAUGGAUGAGAAGAACCAGGAGUUGCGGUGGAUGGAGGCGGCACACUGGGUGCGGCUGGAGGAGAACCUCAGGGAGGACGGGGUCUGGAGCCGCCCGCACCUGUCCUACCUCACUUUCUGGAGCCUCCUGGAGCUGCAGAAAGCCUUUGCCAAGGGUACGGUCCUCCUGGAUCUGCCGGAGACCUCCCUGGCAGGAGUGGCCAACCAGCUGCUGGAUGGGUUUAUCUACGAGGAGCAGAUCCGGCCUGAGGCCCGAGACCAGCUGCUCCGGGUCCUGCUGCUCCAACACAGUCACGCCGGAGACCUGGAGGCCCUGGGCGGUGUGAAGCCCGCGGUUCUGACGCGUUCUGGGGACCCCUCCGAGCCUCUGCUCCCGCAGCACCCCUCUUUAGAGACACAGCUCUUCUGCCAACAGGGACAGGAGGGCACAGAAGGGCAUUCGCCAUCUGGAAUUCUGGAGAAGAUUCCCCCAGAUUCAGAGGCCACCCUGGUGCUUGUGGGCAGAGCAGAAUUCCUGGAGCGGCCGGUGCUGGGCUUCGUGCGGCUGGAGGUGGCCACAGAGCUGGAGGCUGUGCAGCUCCCGGUGCCUGUGCGCUUCCUCUUCGUGUUGCUGGGACCUGAGGCCCCCAACACUGAUUAUACCCAACUUGGUCGGGCUGCGGCCACUCUCAUGUCCGAGAGGGUGUUCCGCGUGGAUGCCUACAUGGCCCAGAGCAAGGCGGAGCUGGUCCGCAACCUGGAGGGCUUCCUGGACUGCAGCCUGGUGCUGCCUCCCUGCGAGGCUCCCUCUGAGCAGGCACUGCUCAGUCUGGUGCCAGUGCAGAAGGAGCUGCUGCGGAGACGCUACUCUCAAAGCCCUGCCAAGCCCGAGCCCGGCUUCUACAAGGGCCUAGAUUUGUACGGGGCUCCAGGGGCCCCUGGUGGGCCAGAUGACCCUCUGCAGAGGACAGGCCUGCUUUUUGGGGGCCUGGUGCGUGACAUCCGGCGCCGCUACCCCUACUACCUGAGUGACAUCACAGACGCGUUCAGCCCCCAGGUCCUGGCCGCUGUCAUCUUCAUCUACUUUGCUGCCUUGUCACCUGCCAUCACCUUCGGUGGCCUCCUGGGAGAAAAGACCCAGAACCUGAUGGGGGUAUCGGAGCUGCUCAUCUCCACGGCGGUGCAAGGCAUUCUGUUCUCCCUGCUCGGGGCUCAACCCCUGCUUGUGGUUGGCUUCUCGGGACCCCUGCUUGUGUUUGAAGAAGCCUUUUUCUCGUUUUGCAUGAACAACAACCUGGAGUACAUCGUGGGCCGUGUGUGGAUCGGCUUCUGGCUUGUCCUGUUCGUGGUGCUCAUAGUGGCCUUCGAGGGCAGUUUCCUGGUCCGCUUCAUCUCCCGCUACACCCAAGAGAUCUUCUCCUUCCUGAUCUCCCUCAUCUUCAUCUACGAGACCUUCGUCAAGCUGAUCAAGAUCUUCCAGGACCACCCGCUGCAGAAGCAUUAUGACCACAAUGUGACAAUGGUGCCCAAACCUCAGGCUCCCCUGCCCAACACAGCCCUCCUCUCCCUUGUACUCAUGGCUGGCACCUUCUUUCUCGCCAUGAUGCUACGCAAGUUCAAGAACAGCUCCUACUUCCCUGGCGUGCUGCGACGGAUCAUUGGGGACUUCGGGGUCCCCAUCUCCAUUCUGAUCAUGGUCAUUGUGGAUUUCUUCAUUGAGGACACUUACACCCAGAAACUCAGCGUGCCUGAAGGCCUCUCCGUGUCCAACCCCUCAGCCCGGGGCUGGGUCAUCCACCCAUUGGGCUUGUAUGCGCCUUUCCCCAUCUGGAUGAUGUUCGCCUCCGCCCUGCCGGCCCUGCUGGUCUUCAUCCUCAUCUUCCUUGAGUCCCAGAUCACCACGCUGAUUAUCAGCAAACCAGAGCGCAAGAUGGUCAAGGGCUCUGGCUUCCACCUGGACCUGCUGCUGGUCAUAGGCAUGGGCGGUGUGGCUGCGCUCUUUGGGAUGCCCUGGCUCAGUGCCACCACUGUUCGUUCUGUUACCCACGCCAACGCACUCACGGUCAUGGGCAAGGCCAGCGCCCCAGGGGCUGCAGCCCAGAUUCAGGAGGUCAAGGAGCAGCGGAUCAGUGGGCUCCUGGUCGCUGUGCUCGUGGGUGUGUCCAUCCUCAUGGGGCCCAUCCUGUCCCGCAUCCCCCUGGCUGUGCUGUUUGGUAUCUUCCUCUACAUGGGGGUCACGUCCCUCAGCGGCAUCCAGCUCUUCGACCGCGUCUUGCUCCUGUUGAAGCCGUCCAAGUACCACCCGGAUGUGCCCUACGUCAAGCGGGUGAAGACCUGGCGCAUGCACCUGUUCACGGUCAUCCAGAUCAUCUGCCUGGCAGGGCUGUGGACGGUGAAAACCUUCCCCGCCACCUCGCUGGCCUUGCCCUUCGUCCUCAUCCUCACGGUGCCUCUGCGCCGCCUCCUGCUACCCCUCAUCUUCAGGAAGCUGGAGCUCCAGUGUCUGGAUGCUGAUGAUGCCAAGCCGACCUUUGAUGAAGAGGAAGGUCGGGAUGAGUACAACGAGGUGACCAUGCCCGUGUGAAGGGAAGACAUGGGCUUCCGAACUCCCUCCACCCUCCCACUUCCCCACACUCCCAGGAAAAGCAGAAGUUCAUGGGUAUCUCAUGGACCCUCGUAUCCCUCCUGGGGUAGCUACUGGAGCCCCAGGAUCGUGGGUGAGGGAUGGGAGGGGUGUCUAGAAACCCUUCCAUGAGGGGUAAACCAUCUUCUAUGUCUAGAGAUGGUCAGUAGGGUCCACACUAGGGAUUUUGCUGUGAGGUCUCUCCUGCUGCCAUGCUGUCAUGUGGGGCUCCUAAGCUGGAGGGCUUAGAUCUGAGCCAGCCUCUUCAUAGCACAGGCAGGGGCAGUAGCGAGGGAGGUAGAGGGGGUAGGGUUCAGGUUCCUGCAUGCUGUGCGACCUUGGGCAAGUCCCUUGACUUCUCCGGCCUCUGCUUCUUCUUCUGUAAAAUGGGUAUAUUUAGAAUAAUACCCACAUUACAGGAUGGUUACUGAGGACCAAAGACAAAUGUGGAAAAGGAUUCUUGUCAGCUCUGAAAGGACUAGCAUAUGGUAGUUAUCAUUCUUCUCUAGGCUGGCCCAAGGUCACACAGCUCCUGAGUCCUAUAGCUGAGAUUUGAACCAGGUCUCCUGACUCUGAGGCCAGAGCCCUGUGUUCUACCUCAGUCACCUACCUUCCCAUGCUUAGAGAUGCCCCAGCUGACUCCCCACCUCUCCUACUCUGUUCCCAGCCCCAUCCUGGGGACCCUCUUCUCUGGGGCAGAGGGAGGUGUCCUGGUGAGGGCAAGGUGGCAGUAAGGAUACAGUCAAGUCUGGGACUCAGGACUCCAAAGGCUCACUCCCUCCUCCCAUUCUCACACUCAUUCAUACAUCCAUUCAUUCCACAAACAUUUAUGGAGGGCCCUGGACCCCCGCAGACACAGAGGCAACUGAGACGAGACCCUGCAGUGGGGUGGGAGGGAGUGGGGGUGUAAUGCACAAAUCUGUUCUAGAUUUGGAUGGGGGUGGGAGGAAAUGGGGGGAAGGGAGGGAGGUUUGUAACUUAUUGAUUGUAUUUUCUAAGAACUCUCAUUGUACUCUGGCUUCCCCCAAACACCCAGGCCUCUAGUUUGAGACGCAGUGUCCACGAUCUUACUCCAGCUGAAUCUUGGGGGGAGAACCCAGAUUUGAUCAACAGGGGGAAGGGCCAGUGGGCUCUGCAGAAUAUGGGCAUAAUCUAUUUUUUUUACAAAACAAAAAUAUAAAAAGAGCUGGAAGUGGUGAGAAAUGGUUGAAACUGAGAGUCAGGAGCUGGGGGCAGCUCCUGGGAGGCUCUUGGCGGGGGUGGGGGCAGCCCUGAAGGCUGACAGACAGCGGCCUCUCACCACUUCCCUGUGCUAUGCCUCGGAUUCCUCAUCAGGAAAAUGGGGAUGAUAAUGGUACCUACCUUGUAGGAUUGUCAUAAGGAUUAAAUGAGACAGUAAAGUGCAUAUGCUUAGCAUAGCCUGAUCUCAGGCCUCAGAGGAAGCGCAUAGACUUUAGCUGCUGGUGUGGUGAUGCUCACUGGGAUGGCCCCACCCCCUCCUUCCUGCUCCUUGAACACCCCUAAGGAAAGCGGGGGAAAAAAAGUCACCCACUCGGCUAGCACCCUUCCCCUUGAUGCUUGGUUAUAGGUUUUGCCAAUAAAUGCGUCUGUGGUGG